This is a messenger RNA of Neohortaea acidophila, 663 nucleotides long. RefSeq names its product DNA-binding protein. Gene Ontology annotation, cellular component: zeta DNA polymerase complex. NCBI's taxonomy places the organism in Eukaryota, Fungi, Ascomycota, Dothideomycetes, Mycosphaerellales, Teratosphaeriaceae. The record is from RefSeq and is a predicted model, not a curated record. The transcript has a single exon. The coding region runs from base 1 to 663 and encodes 220 amino acids.
AUGGCCACAACCGCUCCAACACUCCGUGCCCUGGUCAGCGCCUUUACGGACUUCUUGACCGUCGCCAUUCACACCAUUCUCCACGAACGAGCAAUCUACCCCCACACAUCUUUCCUGUCCGCCCGCAAAUACAACUUCGCCGUUCGACAGAAUCGACACCCCAAGGUCUGCGAGUGGAUCAACGAUGCUAUCGCCGCGGUUGAAACGGAACUGCUCAAGGGUGGCGUCGAUAGAGUGGCCGUGGUCAUCUAUGACAAAAGCAGCACCCCGCUUGAACGUUUCAUGUUUGACGUUUCCCGCUUUCCUGCCGUAUCCGCCACCGAGAUAGACACGCCCUUGGAGAGAAUCGGCGCCGAUGGGGAGAAGAUUUCUGUCUUGCCAGUCGUCGACCUAGAAGAGCAGUUCCGCGCUGCAAUGAGCAAGCUCUCGAAUUGCGGAUCUCUACUGAAGCCUUUGCCCAUCGGCUGUACAUUUACUGUCGCCAUCGAACUGAAAGCUGACGGGGAAGCUCCUAUCGCUCAUCCCCAGGCUUGGAUACCCGUGCAGCCUGCCAAUAACUCCCAGGAGGCUCGAGAUGCAACCGGCAAAUUUACGACACCGAUCCGAGCAGUCACCGCCGGCGACAUGGUUUUCGAAACGUGGAUAGAGGAAAUCAAGGGCUGA